UGCAUGUGGCAUUAGUCGUUGUUAGCUUCUGCUACAGUUGUUACAAAACGACCUUUUGGACAAAAUCUGAAAAUUUAGUUUUUUGAUUUCAUCGUCGAAGGCAACGCGUUUCAUUGUUUGGUUGACGGCGCAAACUGGUACACAACGUCCGCUAUCAGGCUAUAUAUUGAGUCACAUUUGAAGAAAUUAUUUUCUCGAGCAUCAAUUGCUUUCCGACCACUCAUUCGAUAACAAUGACUGCAGUGAAAUCCUUUAGCUUCCUAUUUCUAGUCUCCACUGUGCUCACAACACAGGCCUUGAUUUACAAAGAUUGUGGAUCUGUGUGUGGAAAGGUUCGCUCAGUAGCAGUUUCUGGAUGUGAAAACAGCAAUAUAUGCAUACUUAGGUCAGGCCAAAAUGCCAAUUUGACAGUUGUUUUCACUGCAUUGGAAGACACUGAUAAAACCAAGGCUAGUGUCCAUGGAAUAAUUGGAGGAGUACCUCUACCUUUUCCUCUACCACAGACUGAUGCUUGUCAAAAUUCUGGUCUAGAUUGCCCCUUAAGUAAUGGGCAAAAUUAUACUUACACAGCUACCAUUCCAAUAAGCACAGCCUACCCUAAGAUCAAAGUACUAGUAAAAUGGGAGCUGCAAGAAGCCCGUGGAAAAGACCUUUUUUGCAUUGAAAUUCCUUCAGCAAUCCUUUAACACUUUCACAACUUUUGUUGUCAACAAAUAAUUUGUAUUCAACAAAACGAAUAAAAAUUUUUCUCAAACGUA
Daphnia carinata is the source of this 758-nucleotide messenger RNA. RefSeq names its product NPC intracellular cholesterol transporter 2 homolog a-like. Gene Ontology annotation, biological process: intracellular cholesterol transport. Gene Ontology annotation, molecular function: sterol binding. Lineage: Eukaryota; Metazoa; Arthropoda; Branchiopoda; Diplostraca; Daphniidae. The coding region runs from base 234 to 686 and encodes 150 amino acids. The transcript has 7 exons. The record is from RefSeq and is a predicted model, not a curated record.